Molecule: messenger RNA, 1038 nt
Organism: Acanthoscelides obtectus
Lineage: Eukaryota; Metazoa; Arthropoda; Insecta; Coleoptera; Chrysomelidae
Source: the annotation of a GenBank genome assembly
AAUCGCCCUCUCGGUCUCAGUCUACGCGCGCAAUCCUCCGUUGACACUUCGGUGACCGCGUGCCGCGCUUGGACUCGAACACCUGUUGCGCGCUGGAUUGACAGGACUGAAGUGACAGUGACAUUUUGGGCGGGAGGUAGGCGCUUUUUGGAUUAGGUAGCGGCCAGAGGUCAGGUUGGAGUUGGUUUUUUGUGUGACAAGGACCCCACAUUAGCCGAUCUAAGGCCCCACAAGAUGUCAGACAACCAGGAGUACGACGGGAAGAUGAACGUAGCGAACGCGAGCAGCACGUCCGCGUCCCCCAGGACGCCUCCUAACUGCGCCAGGUGCAGGAACCACCGCAAGAAGAUAGCGCUUAAGGGCCACAAGCGGUACUGCAUGUAUCGCAGCUGCAAGUGCGAAAAAUGCCGGCUGACAUCAGAGCGACAGAGGGUGAUGGCGAUGCAGACGGCGCUGAGGCGCGCUCAGGCUCAGGACGAGGCGAUGCUCAGAAACGGAGCGAUGAAUCCCGACGAGUUGCCCAUGUUGGCCGUGUCCCAGAAAAGCCCGCCGUUGAUCGGGUCGUUGGACAGAAGCUUGGAUUGCGAUUCGUCCGCUUCGUCGCAGUGUUCGAAUCCGCCUGCAGUUCCGAGAAAGAUGACGCCGACUAUGGCCAUACCGUCUACGACUACCGGGAAUAUUGGACUUAUGCGAGAGUGCACGCCCUAUUCAGAAUCUAAAGGUUGGUGGACUUAUUUUUUUAGCUUCGACGAUGAACGAACUUCUUUGGCGGACAUCGUAAAGGUUCAAGUUGCAAUGCAAUACUCGAAACCUGGACACAUCCGGUACAAUAUCUAGAUUGAUAACGCUGGUGAACAAAAUUAGAAUAAUUUCUUGUGACAUGGACAAAAAAAGGUGGUUAUUAUGUAAAAAGCACCCAAAAAGCCGGAUUUCUUGCAAUAAGGCAUUUUAUUUGCUGCUUAUACUAGUAAAAUAUAAGAAUAUGUUUGUAAGAGUACUAAUAAACACUCGAAUAAACAUUUCAGAGUGUUGUUGUCG